Messenger RNA from Mya arenaria, 4230 nucleotides. Its product is annotated as synaptosomal-associated protein 25-like. Gene Ontology annotation, biological process: synaptic vesicle fusion to presynaptic active zone membrane; synaptic vesicle priming; exocytosis. NCBI's taxonomy places the organism in Eukaryota, Metazoa, Mollusca, Bivalvia, Myida, Myidae. The coding region runs from base 322 to 972 and encodes 216 amino acids. The record is from RefSeq and is a predicted model, not a curated record. Gene Ontology annotation, molecular function: syntaxin binding; SNAP receptor activity. Gene Ontology annotation, cellular component: plasma membrane; SNARE complex. The transcript is spliced from 9 exons.
AGACCAAAUGUUCGUGACAAAAUAUGUGUCAAAUUGUGAUUAGUUUUUAAAUAUUCUCGAUAUUAGAAAAAAAUAUUUAUAUAAAUAUUAUUCAUGACGUCAUCAAUAAUCAAUGUAGGCAGUUCCUGUCUACUGUCAAACUGCUGAUGCUUUUGGUGUUCAAACCAACCACUCUCCUUCGCAAGUUUCUACAAUCACUUUGGUGACAACACACCUUCAUAGGGGUAUACCGGGUACACAUCAGCAGAUCCUACAUACAGAACCAAGUUACUCACCAAAACUACCAAUUAUAGCAAGUGGUUAACUCAAACAGACGUGACCAUGUCUCAUAUACCAGCAAGCGGGUCUGAGGAAGACAUGAAGAGUGAGCUGACCAAUCUGCAGUUCCAGGCCAAUAAAGUCACAGAUGAUUCCCUGGAGAGCACGCGCCGGAUGAUGUCCUUGUGUGAGGAGAGCCAAGAUGUUGGUGUAAAAACAUUGGUUAUGCUCGAUGGACAAGGCGAGCAGCUGGACCGUAUUGAGGAAGGCAUGGACCAGAUCAACUCGGACAUGAAGGAUGCCGAGAAGAACCUAGAAGGCAUGGAGAAAUGCUGUGGACUGUGUGUACUCCCAUGGAAAAAAGCUAAGAAAUUUGAGAAGAGCGGUGAUUAUAAUAAAACAUGGAAAACUUCGGAAGACGGCAAAGUAAUCACAAAUGGCCCUCGAGUAGUUGUCGAUCAGGGAAACGGCGUAACUUCCUCGGGGGGUUACAUCACCAGGAUUACAAACGAUGCUCGAGAGGAUGAGAUGGAGCAGAAUCUGGGUGAGGUUAGCGGAAUGCUGGGUAAUCUACGGAACAUGGCGGUAGAUAUGGGUAACGAGAUCGGCUCACAGAACAGACAACUAGAUAGGAUCAACCAGAAGUCCGAGUCGAACGAGGAACGCAUCAAAGAGGCUAACACACGUGCAGCCAAACUGCUUAAAACUGCCUAGACACCAACACUGACUCGCAGACCAAAACUGGGUGAUUCACUUAAUGAUCGUGUGGAAGGAGCCAACAAGAGGGCAAACAAGAUAUUGCGCAAUCAAUGAUGACCAUGUGACAGCCUCAUCAGUGCUUACCAUCGGAAAGUGCUCAGUUUGAUCAAAAAAGCUGCGUUUUUCUGCAAUGUGUACUGUAUAAAUGACUGCCGUGUUCAUAUUUUCAUACUUCAUUCAAAUGAGAAAUAGUGUAUCACUAUUAUUUGUGUGGAUUUGCAUUUAAAGAUCUUUCUAUGAAUUUAAACGUCAAACUUAUUCAUUUUUAUGUUGAGAAAAGCAGAAUUUCUUGGUAAUGUGUUCUACAUAUGUAUAAUAUAUAACAGUACUUUAACAUCAAUUGUUUACUGUAUAUUAUAAAAUAUUGUAUUACUUAAAUAACAAAAUUUAUCCACUAAACUGCAUUUCUUUCAUGGAACAAACAAGUAGUCAUUAGGUCAUGAUUUAAUUGGAUCUUAACAUUGUGCUAGUAUGUUACCUAAUAAAACAAAGUAUUCUUGUAUUAUGGAUGUCUUUAAAAUGCUCAAACUUAUGAAAUGAGGCAUUAGUUUUUCUCAUUGAAGAAUCAAAUUUGGUUUCGGGACCACAUAAUUUAUUUCAUUUAUCAUGGUCACAUGCUGCAGAUGAGUUUGUGUGAAGUGUUUGGGCAUAUUCGAGGAGUUUCAUCUAUUCAAAGAUUUUUUUUAAAAAUUUCGUAGCUAGUUUCUCUCAAAUUAUAUAUUCAAUUAUACACGCAUAGUUUGUUUGUAGUGGUUGAUAUUCUAAAAAAAAAAAGUACACUGUUUUACAUGUAGGGAUUACCAUCUUACUUUGUGUUUCUUCAGUUCGAAUUUUCUUGAAAUACCUGCAAAUCAUUUCUGUUUUAGAUUAGGUAAUGUACAGUCAUCUUGACUAUUAUGCAUGAUCUCUGUUCAAUAAGGUACUAUGUUUUCAUCGAUAUUUGUUUUCGAGUGCCAAAACUUUGUAAGCUACAUUCUCUAGCUAUGUAAGUCCAACUCAAUGUGUGCAUAGUGAGAAUAUGCUUGCAAACAACGGUUUGUCAAAAUUUGAUUUAAGUUGUUUUUUAGGCCCCAAAUUCUCGAAAAAUCUUAAUCGUAAAAGGCUUAAUUAUGUAUCUUUUUUAAUUUAGAAAAGUUAAUUAAGCUUGAUUUUACAAAUAUAUUGUUUUUAGUUUAUUGUGAGUAUCUUAAGGAUAAUUUUCUAUAAAAUUUCUCAGAUUCGAAAUAUAUGCUAAGAGACUUAUAUGAGAAUUUGGAACUUGAAAAUGUUUGAAUUGUGACUGUUAUGACAGGUCUCAUUCAGAUUGAAUUCUUUCAAACUAAAUAAUGAAGAACUUUAUGAAAUGGUGCAGAUCUAUACAUAAAUUUAAGACUUGAAAUCUUUAAUUAUAUACUACAGGUAUAUGUACCUACUAUAUUUACUCCUUAACAUCUGCUUAAAUUCAAAAUUUGGUUUAUUCGGAAAUGUUAUUUGGAAGUUUUUCUGGUUCAUUUUAAUCCUUUAUGUGCAAUAUCUGUAUUUUACUGCAUUUAAAUAUGAAGUUUGAUUUUAAGUUUGAGUUGGACACAUUUCACUGGUAUUACAAAUUGUGAAAUAUAAAGAAUACACAAAUCUGUUUAUUGUUUUCAAGAUGUCUUUGCUUAGAAACAGCUGACUUGCCCUUACCAUUUACCAUGGUAAUACAUUUCUGAAUUUACAAGUCUGAUGUGAAAGAUAUCUUUUUAGACAUCUUUAUCCAGCACCUUGCAUCCAGGCUUUGUAUUUACCUGCAGAAAAAUAGAGUUUUCAUUAUAAACAAUGUUAAUGCUUCAUGCUGAUUUAGAUAAACAUACAAAUUAGCGUUUUCCUCUAUUUUCCCUAUAUUUUCAUGCGAGUAGAGUAGACAAUGAAAGUUUUUGUUUCUAUGAUCUUCAUCGAAUAUACAGAAGAAUUAAUUGUGCACAUUUUUAUUUACGUUACGGAGUUAAGGAUAUUAUUUAAUUGUUAUAGUAUUUAUAUCAUAUUUUGUACAUUGUAGAUACUCCUGCUUCAUCACCCACCAUAAUGUUAAUGUUGUACAGGUCAUUGAUGUAUUAUGUUUAGUAAUAUAUGUGGCAUCAGUGAAAAGGAGUCUUGUGAAGCCAAAGGGAUUUUAUUGGCAAAAUAUUGCAUCUAAUGGGUAGACAAUCUUUGUAUUACUGUUAAAAAAUCAACUCUGAUUCAUUUAACAUGACACUUGUUGUCAUCUAAUCCGUGGGUUGACAAAUGAAGGGGUUAUAUAUCAAUAAUCAAUUAUAGCACAUCGUUGUAUGAUCCAAUGGAUUUCUUUGACCACCUCUGACACCAGGCGGGGCAGGGCUCCCUGUCAGAACUCCCUAUCAGAACUCCCUAUCACAUCAUGGUCAUUUUAAGUAUACCGAUAGUCUUUUUCUUUUCAAUCAACCUAUGGAUAAACUUACCGGGUAUGCGGGUUUCAUUUCAAGACGAUAGAACUGCCUCUACAAGACUCCUUUUCACUGUAUGCAUGUAUCACUUUAAAUGUAUUUUGUAUGAGUUCUUACAAUUUUUAAAAUACUUGCCUGUAGAAUAUACUAUUUUGGGGGGAUGAAUACCAUAUAAAACCAAAUGACAUUUAGUUUUUUUUGUGGUUUUGAUCGUCUGGUAUUAACCUCAUGAUAUCUCUAACCUUCACAAAGUUCACAGUAAUUCUUUUUUCACUCCAAAAAAUUUCACUCCAAAAAAUAUGGCUACUCACAUUCAUAUGCAAUCAUUUGACUAGCGUUUUAAUAUCUUGGUAGAAGCUUUCACCCUUGCAGUGUAAUUGAAAAAUACAAGCUGAAUAAACUUUCAACUAAAUGUAUUAGAUUUUGUCCAAAAAGAUCUUCAUGUCUGUGUGACUGAAGGUUUUCUAUGUGGGGAUAUAUUUAAGUCAGCUUAUUUUUCGAUGACUUCCGUAGAAUUAUAUUUGUUCUGGUUUAAUGCUCAUGUCUAUAACUGUUAAAACUUUACUAUGUGUUUUAGUGUGUACAUGUAGUCGCUUGGAGGGAAUAAUAAACUGUAUUGUCUAGUUUUUUAACUACAUUCCUGUAGAGUAUUAUUAAACUAAUAAUUUCUCUAAAUGUUAAGCAGACUUCACUUUAUGAUAUUUGUUAGUGUCAUACUUUAUCUUAAUGGUGAUAAUUCUUGUUUUAAUUGUAUGAACUGUAUGUCAUCAUAAAAUAUUCAUGAAAGAUG